GGGCGGGCUCAGGCCGGGCGUAUGAGGCCGCCCGCUCCGCCGGCCGCCGCGCUGCGGGAUGCGGUGCUGGACGUGUCCCCGGCGCUGAGCGGCCACAGCCCCGCCAUGGGAACCACCGGCAACGCCGCCGCGCUGCCCGAGCGCCUCCGCCUGCCCGUCUGCUUCCUGGGCGUCUUUCGCCUUGCUACUUCUUACAGCGGACAUCCCUGCAGGAAAGAGCAUCACUCGGGCCGGUACGGAGAGGGCGCCAAGCAGGAGAAGUUCAAGUACGCCCUGACCCUGGUGUUCAUCCAGUGCGUGAUCAACGCCGCCUUCGCCAAACUCCUGAUCCAUUUUCUUCGACUCGGUCCAAAGCUGAACCGCACUCGGGGCUGGCUCUAUGCUCCUGCCCUCCCUCCUACCUUGGGGCCAUGGUUUUCCAGCAACUCUGCACUGCAGUUCGUCAGUUACCCCACCCAGGUACUUUGGCAAUCCUGUAAGCCCAUCCCAGUCAUGCUUUUAGGGGUUACUUUGCUGCGGAAGAAGUAUCCUCCAGCCAAGUAUCUCUGCGUCCUCUUGAUAGUUGCAGGCGUGGCCCUGUUCCUCUACAAACCCAAGAAGGGGUUGGCCAGUGAUGAGCAUGUCUUUGGCUAUGGAGAGCUCCUCCUGCUGCUGUCUCUGACCUUGGAUGGGCUGACUGGUGUCUCUCAGGACCACAUGAGAGCUCACUACCAGACAGGUUCCAACCACAUGAUGUUGAAUGUUAACCUCUGGUCCACCUUGUUCCUGGGGGCUGGGAUCCUGUUCACUGGAGAGCUCUGGGAGUUCUUGAGUUUUACAGAACGUUACCCCAGCAUCAUUUACAACAUCCUCCUGUUUGGCCUGACGAGUGCCCUGGGUCAGAGUUUUAUCUUCAUGACUGUGGUAUACUUCGGGCCUCUGACCUGUUCCAUCAUCACCACCACCCGCAAGUUCUUCACCAUUUUAGCCUCUGUCAUUCUGUUUGCCAAUCCCAUCAGUACCAUGCAGUGGGUGGGAACCAUCCUGGUGUUUUUGGGACUGGGACUCGAUGCCAAAUUUGGAAAGGUAGUGAAGAAGACAUCGCAUUGAGGAAGUGGUUGAUCUCUGCAGUUGUAAUGAACUUUUAAUUUAUUGUCUUGUGCCUCCAAAUCUGUUAUCAAACUGGAGUCAGGACAGGGAACCAGAAGGGCAGUGGGUUUUUUUCUUUGUUUUAGUUUUUUUAUUCUCAGUUGUCUUAAAAGCAUAAUUCUUUAGUUUUAACUGUAAUUAAGCCUUUUUUUUUUUUUUUUUCUGUAAUCAAAGCUGCAUUACUAGAGCCUAGCAGCAGGAAGAAAUUCUUGCCUUAACAGGAAAAAACCCAAACCCUUCAUAUCUUUAUUAAAGAAAAAGAGACAAUGGCCAUUUUUCCAGAACUUUUAAUUUCACUGUCCUUGGGAAGAAGCAGCACACCUCUCCAAGGAGGGGGCUGGUCUUAGAAUUAUGUAGUUCCUUUGCCAUGGCCUGGAAAGAUCCCUGGAUUAAAGGCCUGUGUUGAAGACAACACCCUCUUUUGAUUGAUUGUAUCAUUUUUCCAUAAAUGAAUUGAUGGAGCAGCAAUUGGACCCUCUUCCAUUAAGAUAAUCAGUGUAGGCACCAAGUUGCAUGUUGUCCUUCAUCCAAGCCCUUCAAAACCAGGAGCAACUUUUGGCAUAUGUGAAAGUUUACAGGAAACCUGUUUAACCAGUGGGGCCCAAAUUAAUUCUUUUCACACCCCUCCCUCGCUGCUGCAGGGACAGGACCCUCUGCUGCUAAAACCAUGCCAAGGUUGUGUGACAACAGCUUCUAAAUGUUGAAAGGGCCCUUUUUAAUUAACCACCAUCAUGGGGAGCUUUGGAACACCCGCUCCUGAGCACAGGCGAGCUCCCCAGUGUCUUGUGGGGAGGAGUUAUUAUCAUAAUGAUGCCUUCAGAGUUGGAGAGGGAAAUUCUCCAAAGAGCAAACUUUACACAUGAAAGCAUGUUUCUACCAGCUGUCGCUUGGUCUCCAUCUGUUCUGUGGCUUUGGCCUUUUGCCCCUCCAGAUGGGAUCUCCAUCUCUUUCCUGAGCGGCUGUUGUAAGCCUCUCCCUCUCUAUCCCCUGCUUCCCUCACCCUUCCAGAGUUCCUUAUAACUUUUUUGGCCUCAUAUUUGGUUUUAAUUUCUUCUUCUUUCAUCUGUCUUGCUAUUCUAGAGUUCUGCUCAGACAACAAAUUUCCUGGAAAAUUAAGCCUGAGGCUAUCAAGGGGGUUUUCUGUGUCACCUUCACCUCUUUACUACUGCACGUUGUCUCCAAGGUCAAGUGAUGAGUAGCAAACCUCUUCUUAGUAGUAGAGAACUAUGCAGAGAAAGCUUUUGUGACUGAACUCCAUGGAUCCAGCUUGAUGAGCAGUGUGUGCUGGCAGCUGCUCCUGUCCUGAGGUUCUGGCUUCCCUAAAGUGCUUCCCAGUAUGGAAGGUAAUGAACGUUAGUUCCAUUUUCUAAAAGGGAGCAGAGAAACUGCAUGACUUGUUCCUGAACACUGUGGCAGAGAUAAGAAUUAUCCUUUGUAUGUCUUAAUCAUAAAACCAUCUUUUCUCUGUGCUUAUAGGACUUAAGCUCCUCUAUCACUCUUAUUUUAAUUUCACAGAAGCAGAAUUGCUUAUGAACCAGGAUUCUCUACUGGCUAAAGCUCUUCAGGAAGGGUAUGAUGAGAAAUUGUCAGUCUGUGAGCAGCAAUCUCCUUUUUGUUUACAGCACCUCAAAGCCAAAUUGCCUCAUGUGUACAUGAAGUACUCUUCCCAUGCUCUUCUCUCCCUUCUGCCCCCAAGUCUAGGUCUAGCUUUAGGAGAAGGUGUCUUAAAAAUGAAACAAAGAUGUCAUUGUUAUAUUUUUGCCUUAACCAUUGCAAAGAAGCCACCAUAGUUUCAAGGGAACUUCUGCUUAAACCCCCAGGUUCAUCCCUUUCCACACACCACAGGCCACCAGCAGAAAGAACAAAGCUGGGAACCUCCUAGGGUCUGUUUUCUAAGCCAAGAUCUGUCUUUACCAAUAUCUUCAACUUGUCUGUAUACAAAGCACAGAUUCAAAGAUUAGUCUGCCAAGUAGAAAAAUAAAGGAGAUUUUUUCUCUCUCCUGAUUGCUGCAGGCUCCCUUGACCCACUUUAGCUCUAAAACCUAUUCCUGGUAUUGCUCCAGCUUGGUUCUUGCUGCACCUCUGAUUCUUAGUAAGAAUUUCCCUAAAACAAAGGCAGCUCUUGUACCUACACUGAGUCUGAAUCCUGUGGAUUUCCUUAGACAGCUUGCUGUCCUCUCUUCAGACCUCACGUACUGUGGGAUCCCAGAGGAGGUUACAAAAGCAAUUCAAGAAGCUAUUUUCAAAUCAGCAGUGCUUUUUCUUGGACAGUUUUCACAACGCUACCACAAAGCAGGUCCUCAGCUCUGAGCUGCCAGGAUUAUUGCUGUAAUGCCUCUCCCCAGUGACAGACUGCCUGCCACGCUUUGAGAAGUCUGCUUGCUGGCUUCUGGUGUGUGUUCCUGCUUGAGUUCAGCUGUCUCUGUACAUAGACAGGUAAACUCCAAGGGAACUGGGUUAGGAUCCAAUGAAGUUUUCAUCCUCUGUGUUGUUUUUUUCCUAUUAGAAAUGGUAACUCCUUUUUGAGGCACUUCUGCAGAGGGAUAAUUAGAUUUUAAUAGGUGGGUUGUUUGUUUUUUUUUUAGCUUUGUUCACACUUUUUUCAGCUUAGACACAGUCUAAGUGUCUUCAGAGGCAAUGCUUGAAUUUCUGGUGGAGUGUUAGGAAAGGCUUUCCAUCUUCAGUUAAAAGAUCAGUAACAUACAAAGUGCUUACAGAACUUAACUCUGGUUUCUCUAGACCCUGCAUAACAUCUAGGCUAUGGCUGUGCAAAGAAAUCUUUACUGCUGGCAAGUUCUAAUUUGCUUAUUCAAAGAAGAAAGUGUUCUGUGGUAGCAUGUGCACCUAUAAGCAGUUUGGAGGGUUUGAAGAAUUAAAGCACAGUGCUCAGGUUUUCUGCCAGCAGCCUGAGCUUCACCAGUUCUGCUGUGACUUGGUUUAACUCUGCUUCUUCUAGACGUUCUCCAGUUUAUUAGGGUGCAAAUCAAUUUAAAUAAAAAGAGACUACCUUGU
Molecule: messenger RNA, 4140 nt
Organism: Calypte anna (Anna's hummingbird)
Lineage: Eukaryota; Metazoa; Chordata; Aves; Apodiformes; Trochilidae
Gene: SLC35B1
Product: solute carrier family 35 member B1
Biological process (GO): UDP-galactose transmembrane transport
Cellular component (GO): Golgi membrane; endoplasmic reticulum membrane
Molecular function (GO): UDP-galactose transmembrane transporter activity; UDP-glucose transmembrane transporter activity
Source: RefSeq, a predicted model, not a curated record